This is a messenger RNA of Plenodomus lingam JN3, 2631 nucleotides long. Lineage: Eukaryota; Fungi; Ascomycota; Dothideomycetes; Pleosporales; Leptosphaeriaceae. The record is from RefSeq and is a predicted model, not a curated record.
AUGAAGAGAAAGUGGGGAGUUGGGGAAAUUGAAAAAGCCUUUCGAUUCGAUAAACAGUGCACCUUCCUCUCGAUCGACACAAGCGCUCAUCUCCAAUUGCGCUACGCCGGCCCGGUGACAGGAUAUAUGGGCAUGGAGUCAGCGCUGACGCUCAACGCAGCUGAAUACAAUCCCAUCGACCACCUGAACGUCAUCUUCUCCCACCCGACUGCCCUCUCGUCCAUCUCCGCCACCGCCGACGCGCUCCGCAAUUACCAGGAUGACCUUGACGAAGACAUUGCAGAGGUGGUCGCCAUACAGUCGGCCUCGGAUGCGGACAGCGUGCGGCGCAUACAGCUUGCUAAAGCAGAGCUGGCAGACCUCUUCACCAAGAUCGAGAGCGUGCGCGAGCGAGCCAUGCAGACGGAGCAGACCAUCACUGAAAUGACGGCCGACAUCAAGCGUCUUGAUAGCACCAAGAAGAACCUCACACUAUCCAUGACGGCCUUGAAGCGCCUCCAGAUGUUGACCACGGCGUACGAACAAUUGCGUAGCUUGAGCAAGUCACGCCAGUAUCGAGAGUGUGCCCAACUGCUGCAGGCAGUCAUCCAACUCGUGGCGCAUUUCAAGAGCUACCGCUCCAUCGAUCAGAUUGCAACGCUCAGUCGCAACGUGGCAGAUGUUCAGGGCGAGCUUUUGGAGCAGGUCUGCGAGGACUUCGAGCUUACUUUCGCAAAAGACGAGACUGCACAGCGUAAAGCUAUGCUCGCAGAGGCGUGCUUAGUCAUCGAUGCACUUGGCGAGUAUGCGCGUAUAAGACUAGUCAAUUGGUACUGCAACACCCAGCUGCGGGAGUAUCGGCAGGUGUUCCGUGGCAACGAUGAAGCUGGCUCGUUGGACAACAUCGCCAGACGGUAUUCAUGGUUCAACCGGAUGCUGAAGACUUACGAUGUGGAACAUGCUUCUAUUUUCCCGUCGUAUUGGCGGGUGAAUGAGCAAUUGGCCAACUCAUUCUGUGAAGGUACACGGGAAGACUUUAAAGGCAUAUUGCGCAAGUCAAUGCAAAGAGGAGACGGCCAGACUCUAGACGUGGACCUCCUUCUAUCUUGUUUGCAGGAGACACUCAACUUUGAGCAAAGUUUAGAGCGGAGAUUCUCCAAUGAAUCUCGCUCCUCUAUAGACACAAUGGCUUCCAAGGACGACCGACAACCUGGCUUCAGUCAAGCCAUCUCAGAAGCCUUCGAACCUUACAUGAGUCUCUGGGUAGAAUCACAAGACAAGCAACUCGCUAGUCUGAUGCCAAAGUAUCGACAACAGCCGCUACGAAAUACCGAGGAAGAAUUCUCGCACCAAGCUGUCAUGCCGUCGUCUACGGAACUCUUCCAUUUCUAUCGCCUGACCCUAGGACAGUGUGCCAAGCUAUCGACAGGGGCCAGAUUGCUAGAGUUAUCCACGACAUUUGCGAGAUACUUGGAUCAGUAUGGGCAGCAAGUGUUAUACUACACGCUGAGCGAAAGAGCCGGAUCUCAAGGACCUUCUGUAGAGGACGCAAUUCUGAUCCUCAAUACUGCAGAUUACUGUUAUACCACCUGUAAUCAGCUCGAAGAGAAGAUCAAGGGUCGUAUUGACGAGGAAUUCAAGACGAAGGUCGAUCUUCAAAGCCAAGCCGAUGUCUUCAUGGGCAUCGCCAGCGCUGCAGUACGCAUGCUAGUCCGUAAGGUUGAGCUUGCAUGCGAGCCCAGCUGGCGGGAGAUGCGUAACACACCUUGGGCGAAGCUCGAAAGUGUUGGCGAUCAGAGUACAUACGUUGCAGAACUUCUCCGCAAUGCCAAGGAAACCGCUGGCCCGAUAUUGAAGUAUCUUCAUAAGCAUCAAUAUGCACGAGCCUUUUGCGACAACCUUGUGGACCUGAUGGCCUCUACCUACAUUGGCAACAUUGUACAAUGCAAGCCCAUUUCCGAAGCCGGGGCGGAGCAGAUGCUGCUGGACUCGUACGUCUUGAAGAAGGGCUUCACGGAGCUGCCUACGCUCAACGAAGAAGCAGGCGUAGCCCCGCCAGCUAGCUUUGUCAAGCGUGUAAACCAGAGCAUGUCCAAGAUUGAUCCCCUCCUCAAAACACUCCAAGUUCGGCCCUCACCCCCCGAAGCCCUUGUGCAAGCCUACCUCAUUCACAUCGCCGACAAAUCCGAUGCCAACUUUCGUAAGAUCCUCGAGCUCAAAGGCAUUCGCAAGGCUGAACAAACCCAACUUGUUGACCUUUUUUCGGCCUUCCGCGCAAGCCCGAAUCAUGAGAAUCUUGUAGCCAACUCGCCCUUUCUCACGCCGCUGCAGAUUGGCCCUGUCCACGGUGGAGGUAUUGGCAGUCUAGGGAAUGCAGGUAGUGUGAUGUCACCAAACUUGGGUGUGGGUGGCAGAUUCGAUGCGACAGGCUUGGGCAACAUGCUGGUGAAUGCGGCAAGGGACGGAGUGGAUCGUUUUGGGAGCCCAGCGCCGGGAGCAGGGCUUUUACCAUCUGGUGGUGGUGUUGGUGGGGAUAGCGCUGGUGGCGAUGCAAAAGCGAACCUGGAGAGCAAUUUGAAGAAUAUUGGGAAAUUUUUCAGACGCGAUACAGGCGGAUUUAGGGGGUUUGGAAGGAAUGAGGAUGGGAGAUGA